Molecule: messenger RNA, 11903 nt
Organism: Spirometra erinaceieuropaei
Lineage: Eukaryota; Metazoa; Platyhelminthes; Cestoda; Diphyllobothriidea; Diphyllobothriidae
Source: the annotation of a GenBank genome assembly
AUGGUCUCCUUUGAUGUCGUUUCCCUGUUUACGUCAAUACCGUUGGAUGUCGCUAAACAGUGCACCGAGGACCUCCUGCUGUGCUACGACACAGAUGUGCCCGCCGCCGCUAUGCUCGAACUGAUUGGUUUAUGCUUGGAAAGUAACUUUUCAUUCGACCAGCAAUGCUACAAGCAACUGAAAGGAGCCCCUAUGGGGUCACCCAUUUCUGGUUUUCUCGCUGAAAUAACAAUGCAGAAACUAGAGGCAACGGCGCUCCCGUUGUGUACUCCUAAAUUGUGGCUGCGAUAUGUGGAUGACACAUUUGUUAUCGUAAAAAAGAACCAACUAGAAGUGCUCCACAAUACUAUUAACUCAAAAAUUGCUGGGAUUCAAUUCACACUUGAAAAGGAAGUGGACUGCAAACUCCCAUUUCUGGAUGUUCUCGUGCAGCGUAAGGUCGACGGAACGUUACGCACAUCCGUUUACCGGAAAGAAACUUACGCUGAAGUCAUUCUUCCUUAUAAGAGCAACCAGCCCAUUUCUCACAAACGGAGUGCCGUAAACAGUCUGCUUGGUCGAGCAAAAACACAUUGUUCGGAUGAAGAAGGCUAUCGAGCCGAAGUGAAUUACUUGUNGUCGGUUUUCGAUCGGGAAUAUACAAUGUUAGGGGGCGCUCACCGAUCGUUCAUACGGAACUCACUCGUUCCGUUGUGCCUUAAGAGCUCUCUCUCGAGCCCAACCAGCAGCCGCACAGCGGCGCAUGAUAUAUAGGCAGAAAUGAUAUUACCGACAAAGACAAGGGAGACUGGAAUGGCCAUUUCUGGCUUAUUAGCCGUCGUCAGCCAGCCAUACCCAAGCCCGAAGUGUGGAACACCCGAGCCUCGAACUCGCGACCUGUUGGUUUAGAAGUCAACGCCUCUACUCACCGGGCCACGAGCCCGUUGCCUUGUCGGUUUUCGAUCGGGAAUAUACAAUGUUAGGGGGCGCUCACCGAUCGUUCAUACGGAACUCACUCGUUCCGUUGUGCCUUAAGAGCUCUCUCUCGAGCCCAACCAGCAGCCGCACAGCGGCGCAUGAUAUAUAGGCAGAAAUGAUAUUACCGACAAAGACAAGGGAGACUGGAAUGGCCAUUUCUGGCUUAUUAGCCGUCGUCAGCCAGCCAUACCCAAGCCCGAAGUGUGGAACACCCGAGCCUCGAACUCGCGACCUGUUAGAAGUCCGCGCCUAUGACCAUUGGGCCACGAGCCCGUUGCCCUGUCAGUUUUCGAUCGGGGAUAUGCAAUGUUAGGGGGCGCUCACUGAUUUUUAUUAAGGAACUCACUCGUCCUCUCAAGCCUCGUUCGAGUCUCGGGUGUUCCACAUUUCGGGGUUGCAUAUGGUUGGCUGACGACGGCUAAUAAGCCAGAAAUGGCCAUUCCAGUCUCCCUUGUAUUUGUCGGUAAUAGCAUUCUGCCUAUAUAUCAUGCGCCGCUGUGCGGCUGCUGGUUGGGCGCGAGAAAGAGCCCGUAAGGCACAUGGGAACGAGUGAGUUCCGUAAUAACGAUUGAUGAGCGCCCCUAUCAUCCUUGUCUGAGUCCUACAAAGUGUCCAUCUGGCCUUUGGUUCGGAAGUUUCCGAAACCAAUAACUGGGUUCACGGACUACGCCGUUCUUGCUGCCUUGCACACAGUUCGGGGCUUGGACCUGGAAUUGUCUUGUUGAACGGUCGUGGAUUCCCAACAUCGUUCGGGUUUCCUGUUUGCGGUUCAAAAUGUGCUUCCACGGUAGACGUGCUAUCUCAAGACAUGUGGAUAAAAUUUCUGAAAUAUGUUUCCGAUUCGAAAAGAUUACUUGAGCAGGGUUUUAAUACGCGAUUGCUGUACAGCAUAUUACCAUUGCAUUUCAGUUAUGUCAGGUGGUGGACUUUUGAACAAGUUUCUCUGCGGCCGCCUGCAAAAACUGCACUCUCCUCAAAUGAUCGUUUAAGUAGUAUGCAUUUCACGAUUGAUUUUUGGUACCCUCGUAAACCUGAAUGCAUUUAUGGAAAAAAUGCAUAAACAUAUAUUGCAUAUACGCAUUUGGUGGCACUUUACACCUCUUUCAGUUUUACACUUGAAUAAAGAAUACAAUUCUGCCAAAAAACUUUUUCAUUUCCUUAAUAAUUAUCAAUAGUCUUGGUAGUACGCAUGUAUUCAUAGUUUUCAAACCGUGAGAUGUAUGCUUUGCGAGCAAGGAGAACCAUACAGUCUAUACAGAAAUAGUCAUAUCGAGUCGAUACAAUUUUGCAGUGGAUGCAAACCCUGUCUUUAUUAUAUAGGCAGCAUGAGUAAACGUGUUGAUUUGGCGAUGCAGGACUGGACAUUUCAUAGUUUUAACAAAAUCUCAUAGUCGCAAACGUUUUUGAGACCAAAAAACACUAUCUCUUCUAGUCACGUACUUGGAGAGGUCGCAGUUUGCUGUCCAAUGAGUAUGAGAAAGAACUUUUAUGCAUAUCUUCUAUAAAAUAUAUUUGCAAAUAUGAGGGCAUUAACAAUCGAUGGGAAAGAUUCAUACUGCUUCACACCUCGUCCCGAUAGCCAUUUAAGUACUAUGUAUUUCACCAUUGAAUUUCGGCGCCGUAAUAAAUUGGAAUGCACUUCAUAGAAAAAAUGCAUAAAAACACUUCUCCUACGCAUUUGGUGGCAUGUUAUGCAUCUUUAAAUCUGAUGAUCCAAUAGAGAAUACAAUUCUGUCAUGGAUUCGUACUGCUUCCAACCUCGUCCCGGUGACUCACAACUAUGCAGUCAUGCGAAGGCUUUGGCUGCGAAAGUUGAAACCCCAUUUUUAUAUAAACCACAACUCAUCCGCUCCUUAACUGAUGAGUCUUUUCAAGUCUGUAUUUUUAGUGUCGAAAACGCACCAACACGCCUCCCAUUAAAAAGUCAUGGAAGUCCUGGCUUCUCCCAAAAUUAACUUACACAACCUGUUCUCCAGCAAAGUGCUAAUCCUCUUUUGAUAUUUUACAACUCCACCUGCCUGCUCCGCUCAGUUCUCUGUGUUCGGCUUGGGUUUAGAGUUUGGGAUAGGAGAUAGAUGAGAAUAAUGGAACACUGUUAUCGGCAGACGCUUUGACACAAGAGUGGUCUAUUCUGACUUAUUUGACGUCAGCAGACAUUACUAACUUGACCCCGGGUCGCACCUUCGAAGUUCGAACCUCGAGUUGGGUUCUGAUCAUCGCGCUGUCUGCUCAGGUCACGUCGUCCGAGGUUGGGAAUGUUCGGUCACAUGGGACGGGGGGGAGGUGGAGGUUGUAUGUGCCGGUGUGUUAUGAUUGCUGGAUAUUCCUCUAUUACUGACAAGCAGGCUGCUUGCUCUGUGUCAACGCAGCUCCAAGGCAGAUCAGAAUCGCCGUAUUUCGUUCUGCAAUCGGAACAGUUCACUGCGCGCCAUUCCCAUGGGUUGCCAGAAUGACUGAAAUUGCCUCGGAAGGAAGGACGACUCAAGCAGAAAGGGCUAAACAAGACAACCUGCGGAGACUGAGGUUCCGCAGUGCCAAAGGAGAACUGGACUCCGUAGAAGUAGAAAUUAUGUCUUGAAAAAUCGCGGACCGGGGUCAGCUGUCCAUUUAUAUUCUCUCGAAAUAACGUCGUUAAAAGUAAUUUCUUAAGUCAUAGAAAAUGCCAAAGGAAACCAAUCAGGGAUAUUACACCAAAUUUAAAGUCGAAGUCCAAGAACACAUAGGAAAAAAUGUCACCUUGUUUAGGCUGAUGCUAGUUAACCUUUACGGCCGAAAUAAGUCACUGAGCAUGUUCGAGGCCGUGUGCUACUUACAAUCGAGCGUUCACUGCGUAAUAAGUUAAUACUUUUAAGAUCCUGAUCUUUAUUAUGGAGGGAUUACCAGCUAGUUUCAUCCUGAAUAGUGAUGAAUGCCCUCCUUCUGCUGCGCCGAACAGUUGGAAGGACACAAAUGGGCAGUUGGGGGAAGCCUACUAGAUGUCUUCUGCGUUUAUCUACAGUAUUCCUAUCUUGGAGUGCCUAUAGUGCUUUAGUCUCCAGUCAAUAUACCCUUUAGAACGUUCAGCUAGCUUCAUAGUAGGAGGUUUUUUAAAGACCCCUCCGAUGGUACACACACUUUUGGAAAGUCGUAAAGACGUAAAACCAACGCCAGAAUGCAGACUGAUCCGUUGCGGAGUUGUUUUUGACAGAACGGCUUCAGCUGUUUAGCAGAUUGAGCCCAAUCACUUGUGUUCAGCGGUAACCAUUCUAGCAGGAUGACAGUACAGCGUUUUUCCUGCCCUUGUGAUGCCAGUACGUGAUCUAUGUUAUGAAAUCUGAUGCCGAAAACUGAUGUGAGAAUUUUUUGACAUCUUAACUGUUGCGCAUUUUGCUGGCUCAUUCAGUCUCUUCAAGGAAAUGUCCUCUUUGUGAAGAAAUUGUAUUUACAUAAUUUUAUCAGACAAAAUGUUCAUAAAUUUGAGCGAAAAUGGACGUUGCUGCAGUUUCGGGCGAUUUCCUAUACUAUUACUUGUCGUAGACGUUGGUGGCGCAUUUAAGUGUGUUUCUCAUUGAAAGGAGAGUAAGUUACUCUCAAGAUUUUUACUGAACAGAGGUUGCCAGACUUGAAAAUUGAUUUUAUCUCCGAUGCUAGCCGUCAGAAUAAACUUGCAUACACACAGGUUUUUAUCGAUUUGUAGAUGUCAGAUUGGCAGCCCUCUGCGAUUUGAUAACCUGAAAUGCAGUAAUAACGCACACAGGCAAUCAUUCGUUUAAAUGGGCUGAAAUUAAUUUGGCGUUUGGACAAUUUUGCUUGUUGUCGCAGAAAUGACCACCACUGAAUAGUCAUUUCCAGUUAGGAACAUAAAAAACAUUACUUUUAGUUCAGUCUAACUUCUGCAAAUACCUAAUUCAAAAAUGAAACGAGCAAAACAUUAACAGUUCCAGAAGAAUAUCAGUAUUUAUAUGAGCAUUUUCCCAUGCACACAUAACCGUAAAGUGGAGUUUAAAAGCGAGCAAAUCAGUACAAGCGGCAACAAUAUAAAGAGAAAGGCAUGCUUUUGUGUUUACGAUAUAAGAAUAUGAGCACUGUUAAGGAACGUAAAAGAAACGGCCAAAGUGUCCAGUUUUCUUAGCCUUACCAUGCAAAAAAUGCAAAGUACACAGACAUACGUCGACGGAGUGCAGUAUUGAAGCGCUCCUUAAACAGAUAACCUAUAAGAAAACGUUUUCUUAUUGAUUGAAGGCAUAACUGUGCUAAAUAUCAUUGUCGACCUUAAUUCUUUUCAACGUGUGACCCAAAAGACGUCCUUCAUGAGGAAGAACGUCCGAAAUUCGCUACUUCAGUAAAUGCCCUCAAAAGUAUUUAAAGUUUUUAAUAGACACAUGGUAAAGAAGCUGCAUUUAUGGCGAUCGGGAUACCCCUGAAAAUCAUGAACAUUCGAGGCCGAUUUAAAAUUCAGCGAAACCCGGAAGAAACAAAAACUGCAAAUGGAUUUAACAGGAUCCUGUUUCUCUUAUUGAACCGCAUCUCAAUCAACAAACGAAGUCAAGAAUAUCCCAAAUCCUCGGAAAAAGGCUUUGGAAUAUAUGCUCAGGCUGUACGCUGUUUGCAAACCGUCAUACCUGAGCUUACACAAAUUUGUAAAGGAUACCUAGAUGUUAUCUUCACUAAGACGCUAUCUGUAAAUGUUACUCUACUUGUGCUUUCGUGUUUACUCGGUAUUUUGCAUGCAGAUAUGCUCUGCACAUCUAAAACGAGCUUAACUAAAUUACAAUCAUUUUUGAUGUUUUCAGGAUUUUGUUAUUCUCUAAAAAAUCGGCAUUUUGAAGCGAAACAACAUUGCCUUUAGUAUUUCCCUUAUGUUUUUAAUUUUUUUCGAAGUUGUUCCGAAUUAACAUAGAUAUUGGAUACACGCAUUGGUGUAGGUUUGCGAGUGAUUGGCAGUUAUUCAGAAAUUUCGACACCUUUCAUGAGUUAAGUAACCUACUGAAAAUUAGGGGCGGGAGAUCAACUUUUCCCCCUCAUUAUUGCGACACAAGUGCUGACCAAAUUUAAAGCGCGAGCCAUGGCGUGCGCAAGUGCAGUUGAUAGAGGCUUAAACCGGAUAAAACUGUCGUGCUCUGACUGGCCCGCUUCGAGUUUCUGCAGUAACCUGGACGAAAUUUCUAACUCAGAAGCCGAUGAGUGCAAUAUUCGCCGAAACACCAUCAACAGAGUCUUGAAGCUUGCCAUUUUGCGGAAGCCUUCGUGACUGCAUCACCCAAACAUGGGAGAACGGUAAACAGGCCGUCACCACUUUCAACUUUUAUCUAUGUCGAGAGUGUGAUGAAGUAGGAUUCCAUGUGCAGCUGAUACUACUGAUUACCUAAUUAGUCUUUGAAACAUGUCAUGCGAUAACUUGUGAGUUUGGGAGAGGUGCACUGGAGUGUUUACACAAAAGUUUCCAGAGUCUGCCCACCGCUCGGAGUGUUGCCGAGCUGUGCCGCAGGAUUAUGGAUUGCUGAAACGUUGCCCGUCAUUGGACGGCCAGAUUUUUGGCAGCGCCUUCGGUCAGACACGGGAAUAGGAGCUUCCUCCCAUUUCAGGGUCCUUGCACUAACUUCCAGGGAAGUCGGAGCUAAUGUUAAGGUUAUGGUUAGGGCUAAGUCUAGGGUGGGUGCUUGAACACGGAAAUAUAUGCGUUCCCCAGCAUUUUGCACGAGGCCACCCGCGUAACUGGAAGGGAGAGGGGAGCGAGGAGGUGAGGUCUUCCAUUUCUGCAUCUUGCCGCGCCCCCCCCCCCAAACCACCACAUUAUCUCUCCUAUCUGCACGACCUUUUAAUGGAUGCAAUUCUGGACAAACGGAAGCGCAGACAAAAGCAUCUUCGUGGCCUGCCUCGUCCAUCUGACACAACGUAGACGGAGAAUUGUUGAUGUGAUUAUGCAAAAAAAAUUUCUACCACAUUUUUGGAGGAAUUUGAUCUCUGAGUCGUCAACAAAGAGAGAAGACUCAUCGAGAAACCCUUUAAAAGGGUUCUCAAAUUGUAGAAUAAGACUCGGAAAGAUACGGACGUUCUGCUGAAGCUUAAUAAAUCGCAUUUAUAUUCAAAUUUAGUCUAGUGUGUUCCUUUACAUGAUUCACGCCGCGUAGUUAUCUACCACGGCUUACGGUAGAUGUACUAACUCAUGAAACGUUGACCAAAAUUCUGAGAUGCUUUUUCGACUUAAAAAGGUUUUAAUAUUAAUCAUCGUGCAGCAUAAUCCUAUAAAAAUUCAGUUAGCUUAAAAUGCUGGCUUUUAAAUGAAAGUCCAUCAGGUUGUCUACAAACGCUAAGUCUUUGAAAGAUAACUACUCGAAUUCAAUGAAUUGUUUUCAUUAAUUUUCGAUGUUUUUAUAAGUUUGAAUAUAUCUCGUCGAAAAAAUACAUAAAUUAUUCAUUGUUUGGCCUUUUGGUAAAAAAUUGUGACCUCUUCAAAUUGUAUUCUUGAAGGAAGGGUAUAAUUUGGUUUUGAAAGUACCUGCUUAUAGGUUUUUUUAAGAUCGUAAAAUGCUCGUUCAUAAAGCAUCGUGUCUUUGAAUUCAUUAGUGUUGUUGGUAAAGUUUACAAUAUGGCUCGAAUCCUCUGAUACAUCUAUGAACCUCAUGUGGUCUUUUCUUAAUACCGAACAGAAAUAUAUGAAUUUCUGUUUACCGAAAAUAUACAGCUUGUAAUUUAUAAACCCCUGAAUGUAAGUGUUAUCGCAGGUCGGGUUCAAAAUUAUUCGGGAAUGCGAGAAGUUACCUUAAAUCAAAUUUUACCCUUCCUUCAAGAAUGAAAUUUAAAGGAGGCGUUAUUUCCUACAAAAUGGUUGAAAAAAUGAGUAUUUAUACGCAGGUUUUCUAUGAAAUAUACUUGAAUUUAUAAGGUCAUCGAAAAUAAAUAAGAAAAGUACAUAUUGCCCGAAUAGUUAUUUGUAACAGAGUGCAGUUUUUACAAUCCGUCGGAAAGAAGAUCGCCCAAAAGCUGGCAUUUUGAAAUAACAGAAUUAUCAUGGAAUUAUGCUGUACGGUGAUUAAAAUAGCAACCCAACUAAAGUAAUCUUCUCAAGUCAGAAAUGCAUUUCAAAAUUUCGGUUAACAAUUCAUCUACUGUAUGUAGAGUGUGCGAAGGCUGUGUCCUAGUGGCCUACGCAACUUACAUAGUUUUUAGUAGUGUGGCCAGAAAAAUGAGAUUAUGUAAUAUUUUAAACUAAGAAAACUACGGCCUAUGCAGCUGAACGAAAAAUAGCUGCGUAAAGUAGCCGGAAUCCCGAUAUGUAUCUCUGUUUCGAAUGGACAACUUACGGGUUUUUGUGAAGUAUGACACCAAGCCAUUUCAGUCAGUAGGAAGCAACCUAUCACAUGUAUCAUUUUUCGUUCGGCUGCAAAAAUUACACUCUAUAAAAGUGGUUAAUUAGUUGGCACUAUUCUCCCAUUGACUUUUGACGUCAUAAUAUAUCCAAAUAUAUAUAACAGAGGGGAUAGGCAAAAAAGAUUUCCUUCUGAACUCGUUUGAUAGACAAAUGCUUAUCGAAUCCUUAUGUAAGAUUGAACCAAACUUGCUACUGGGUUGCGUUAGGGGUUUAUAAACUACAUUUUGCCUACUUUCUACGUAAGAAUAAUCAUAAAAGUCCCUACACUCUAAAGAAGACAUCAUAUAGGGUUAGUCAAAUAUUGCACUGUAUGCAAAGUACCCUGUACACUUUAUAAGCAGCACUGAUAAGCAAACGAAUACGACGCCGUUUGACUGGACGUUUCGCUAUAUUAAUAACCCCGAUGUUUAAACAAAAAGAUGUACUUUUUCGGGUGAAACUUUUGAAAAAACUAUUUUUCUACCGAGUUUGCGUAGGGAGCAUUGUAACUAUGCAUUUUUUGUAAAAUGCGCUUGCAUUUACAAGGACAUAGAAAAUAAACAGGAAGAAAACCGCACUAGGUAAGCAGUAAUUGUUACCGAGUGUGAUUUCUGUGUUCGGCUAAAAUAAGGUUAAUUUAAAAGUCGAAAAUUUGGCCCAACUGAUAUUUAAAUGCAUAAUUUUAAAUGUUACAGUCUCGCCCAUGUAAUUCUUACGCAUAUAGGACACAUUUUGGAAUUUCCGUUAGCAUCUCCUGAGAUAGUCCAGCUGCUGUAGUGCGCAGAAUUCUCUAGAGAAAAGCGCAUUUUAUAAGUGUGGCACAACCUAAGGUACUUACAUUUGAAAGGCAAUUUGCCUGCAGCCAAACCCCGAAAAAUCCAAUGCAAGGCAUAGGUAGUAUACGCCUUUGUUUACCUCUAGGGACCGGUUUGAAAGAAUGCUUACUUUCGUGCUCUAUGUCAAGACAUAAAGAUCGUUUGACGAGGCUUUUCCAGCCCAUUAGAUCCCUUCAAAUUGGAACUAUCUCCUGGCAACAUUUAACCCGCGUCAGCUUGCUGCAAGGAUAUUAGAAAGUUUAACUUCUCAUGAAGGGGCACUGCGUUAGCAAGAAAAAAUCGGACCGUUCCAGACAAAGUCAAAAAGUGAGCGGAAAUGCUACCUUGCAAAUGACGUAUUUUUAAACUCAGAUUCUCACUGAGUCUUGUAAAUCGUUGUUCUGGAUUUAUCUCUUCGUUGGGCGCGGAGGCGGAAUUCCAUCCAGGGGUGGAUUAAGGUGGCGAGCUGUUACACUGUCAUAGAGAAACGACAUGAGAGGCGUGUUUUUCUCAACUGCGUUUAACUACACAGUAAAUGUGAACAUUUUUAUGUUUGUCCUAAAUUAAUUGUACAGUCAGCGACCCGUCUCGUGAAGUGUUAACCUCAAUUCAGUUAGGCAUGCAUUAUUGUUGAGUGACUCAAACACAUGGAAUUUCAGAAACGCAAGGGUGCUGGCUUCAGCAGACCCUGGCAAAUCCAUCUUCAAGAUACACCAGCACCUUUCUCACUAUGACAUAUCUGACGUGUUUGAUUCAACCACGACGUGUUAAAAUCAUGGAUUAGAGGACUGCCAGCCGACUAAGUAACCCAGUUUUCGGGCCCCGUCCGGUGCGUUUGUGCCCUCCAAACGGACCACGUGGUAAAUGCGAUGGACCGGCACGAGGGUCAUAUUGGAUUCUGGCAGGCGUUAUCGGAUCUCCGCACUAUAACAACUGCCAACAUUUGGGGGUGCGGUGGCAGACCUAGUUGCUGACGGUGGUCGUGCAGAUUGGGACACUUGCCGCUCCCAUUUUGGUGGGGGUAAAAAUCCUGGUCAUUUGUCAUGUAGAACGCCAAGGUGCGGGCUAGAUCAUGCGCCCUGUCCCGCUUCCGGUCUUCUUGACUCUGUCUUGAUACCGGGUCUAGGUGCGGGGUAGGUAAGAGAGAGUGCGGCAGAUGCUGCGCAAGUCUAAAGUCACUAAAAACUAAUUUUCGCGCAAGUCACUGUGCCUGCUGGACCUUGUUGUGUGGCACAUGGCGCACGUCGUCGAACUCUAUGGUUGAACUGUCGUGUGUUAUGCACUAACCGUCACCCAACACUGCCUACAACGCACCCCAUAUCAACGUGAAUGGAGUCCAACUGCAAGAUGCCGUCAACUUCACUUACCUGGGAAGGGCGGGAAUCGACGACGAAGUGACCCGUCGGAUCUCCAAGGCCAGUCAAGCCUUCAGCCGCUUGCAAAACACAGUCUGCAGUCGCCACGGUCUCCACCUCGGCAGUCAUUCUGCCACAGUUACUGCAUGGAGCGAAGACCUGGAUGGUGUACAAAAAGCAGGUGCAAGGACUCAACCACUUCCACCUCAGCUGUCUUCGACGGAUGGCGAGACUAAGAUUGCACGACCGGAUCCCGGACACGGACGAGAAUCCUCAGCAUCUACGCCAUGCUGAGACAGCUGCAACUGCGUUGGAGCGGCCACCUCGUGCAAAUAGACGACAAGUGGCAAACCAAACGACUCUCCUACGGAGAUGUUGCCAAUGGGUUUCCGCCGACAAGGAGGCAAAUUCCGGCGCUAUUAAGACACCUUGAAGACUUUCCUGAAACAUUUGUAAGCCAACCGGGCAAACUGGAAAGACCUCGCCCAAGAGAGACUGACCAGGCAAAGGGCAGUAAAGACAGGCGCAACAAUCUACGAAGCAAACCGCACCACUGACACCAAAGCCAAACGUGAUGCUCGCAGGUCUCAACUGCGAACUCAACCGCUCCCGGUUUGCCCACGCUCACAACGGUUGUUCCGAUCAUCAGUCGGUCUUGUAGGACAUCGUCGAACCAACUACAAUACCCAGACGACACCAUCCGAUGUCUCCCCGUCCAUCUCUGCCUUGUCCCCCACGUCGACAGUCAAAACUGACCGUACUCCCGAAAUCCCACUACCAUCCCCCUCCUCAAUCACCUCAACAUCCGCUGCGGCGCCCCCUGUACUCACCACCGCUAUACAAAAUCAAGACACGCCGAUAAACAUCAACCUCAUCACCACAAACACCAGUGAUGUGCACUCGGUUCACAUCUCUCCUCAUUGCGACCGCAUCCUUACCUCACUCAUCGGCCUGGUCGGUCACUUGAGAACCCGUCGCACAGAGACUGACGAACCAGUGCCUGGAGCACCAACCUACACUCGCCGCUUCCGCUUCCACUGUCCACAGUGCACUCGCAUUUUCGCGCAUCGCAUGGGCCUGUUCAGCCACAUGUGCAUCCACGAGAGCGGAAUUGACCGCAGUCUCGACACACCCACAACAUCCAACACCCCCUCAACGCACAGCCCUACCCCCAUUCCGUCGCCGUGUGCGCCCAUCGCCACCACCACCUCCAUAACCGACACUGACACCACCGACCUCUCAUGCCCACAUUGUCGCCGCACAUUCACCUUACGCAUCGGCCUGAUCGGCCACUUGCGAAUCCAUCGCAAAGAGACUGCCGAACCAGUGUCUAGAGUCCCAACCUACAUCCAACGCACCUACCUCCACUUUCCAAACUGCCCUCGCACUUCCACGCAUCGCAUGGAUCUAUUCGGCCACAUGCGCAUUUACGAAAUCCUGCGAUAG